AUGAAUCCAAAAGACAUUGAUAGCGAGAAGGCCGAACAGCAGUCCGAGCCUGAGAAACCGCCUAGAGACAUCUCGGUUACGGCCUUUUCGUUGUGUUUUUCCAUCUUCCUCUACUCGCUGGACACCACUGUUGUCGCCGCCUCGAUCGUCACCGACUUUGACGCUCUCAGCAACCUCGCGUGGAUCAACGUCGGUUUUCUUCUGGGCGGCACGGCCUUCACCAUGAUCUGGGGCCAGGUCUACGGCCAAUUCAACUCAAAAUGGGUCUACCUUUCCAAUGUGCUGCUCUUCGAGGCCGGCUCAGCCCUUUGUGGCGCUGCCCCUAACAUGAAUGCCCACAUUGUCGGCCGCGUCAUCUGCGGUAUUGGUGGCUCGGGUCUUUACAGCGGCGUCUUCACGUUAAUUGCUCAGACGACAACUAUGGCCGAGCGCCCCCUCUACAUCUCCUGGACAGGGCUGACCUGGGGCAUCGGUAUCGUCCUCGGCCCUGUCGUGGGCGGAGCCUUCAAUCAGUCCUAUCUGGGCUGGCGGUGGGCCUUCUACAUCAAUCUCUUUAUCGGCGCCCUCUGUGCUCCAGUGUGGUUUCUCCUGCUACCUAGCAAGGACCCCCGGCCAGGCAUUCCGACUCGGGUGAAGCUCCGCGAACUCGACUAUGCAGGCAUGGUCCUUCUGGUGGGCAGCCUCAUCUGCCUCACUUUUGCCAUCAACUUUGGCGGCGUGACCUACCCCUGGAACUCAGGGACCACCAUCGGGCUGCUAGUCACCUUUGCCGUCCUCCUCGCGCUCCUCGCCAUCCAGCAGAUUCGCACUAUCCUCGUCACCCUCCCGCGACGAUUAGUCCCCGUCCAGCUCGCCCGCCAACCGAUCAUGCUGGUCCUCUUCAUCUGUACCUCCGCGUCCUCUGCCGUCUUCAUCCCAAUCUUCUUCGUCCCUUUACUCUUCCAGCUGACCCGUGGCGACACCGGUCUCGACGCUGGCGUCCGCCUGCUCCCCUUGAUCAUCACCCUCGUCUUCGCCAUUGCCGUCAACGGCGCCCUGAUGGCCCGCUUCGGGUACUACAUGCCGUGGUACCUCGGCGGGGGCAUCCUCUGCGUCGUCGGCGGCGCGCUCAUGUACACGAGCACCAGCAGCACGGGCAUUGGCACCACCUCGGACAACACCACGACCACCCCUGCAGCCGCGAUCUACGGAUACACCGUGCUCAUCGGGCUGGGCGUUGGGUCCUGGAUCCAGGCGUCGUUCAGCGUCGCGCAGGCCAAAGCUGAGCCGGCGAACGUGCCCGCCGCGAUCGGGCUCAUGACGCUCGCGCAGUUCCUGGGCAUCACGACGGGGAUGGCGAUUGCGAGCUCGGUGUUUCUGAAUCUGGCGCAGCAGAAGGUGGUAGAUAUUCUGGGAGGAGGAGGAGGAGGAGGAGAAGGCGGCGUGUCGAGGCAUGAGGUCGAGGUGGCGAUCAUGUUUGCAGGCAGUAGCAGCGGUGGCGGGCUAGCAGGCCAGACGGAGGAGGUGAGGAAGAUGGUUGUCGGGGCUAUUGUCCAGUCUAUCGGGUCGACUUAUGUGCUUGUCGUCACCGCUGGGGCGAUGGUUGCGGUGUUGAGCUUGUUCAUGAAGCGCGAGAGGUUGUUCAUCUCGGCUACCGCGGGAGGUGGUUAGACUUUCCGAUGAAGAGACGAACACAUCCAAAAAUUGAGGAGAAAGGCGAAACCAUUCCUAGGGCUUGGUUUGAGUCAUAAGGAGGAAUGGGGUAGCGGAACAUUACAGUCGAGGCUAGGAUCACAGUUCGAGACGGUGAGGAAGACUUUCUUGUCUGACCUCCCAACGGCCCCAUGAUUCCCACGGCUGGUAUUUCGAUGAUCUUUCCUGAAACGACAAGCCGCUGCACGAUUUCCGAUACCCGAAACCCUUCUC
Messenger RNA from Microdochium trichocladiopsis, 1905 nucleotides. Its product is annotated as major facilitator superfamily domain-containing protein. The transcript has 3 exons. Gene Ontology annotation, biological process: transmembrane transport. NCBI's taxonomy places the organism in Eukaryota, Fungi, Ascomycota, Sordariomycetes, Xylariales, Microdochiaceae. The coding region runs from base 1 to 1650 and encodes 549 amino acids. The record is from RefSeq and is a predicted model, not a curated record. Gene Ontology annotation, molecular function: transmembrane transporter activity.